This is a messenger RNA of Paramecium sonneborni, 1074 nucleotides long. NCBI's taxonomy places the organism in Eukaryota, Ciliophora, Oligohymenophorea, Peniculida, Parameciidae. The record is from the annotation of a GenBank genome assembly.
AUGUAUUAUGCUCCAACCAGACCAAUAGAAAUAGAAAAGUUUCCAAAAGGAUACAUAAAACCUACAGGAUAGAAUUUAGAAUUUCUGUAAAGGCAACCAGAGGAUAAUCGUAAAAUCUAGGAUUAUUAUGGGAAAGCUUAAGAUUUGGUUGUUCAUUCUGAAAGGCCUUAAUAUAAUGAGACGGCAAAUAGGAAUAAAGAUUAAGAACAAUAGUAGUUUCUACUGGGUAGAUAAUAAGAAAAUACAUUAAAGGAUUAUUAAAACAACAGAUCAAAUACCAACAUAUUGUCAGGAACAUCAGCAUAGAGAUUUGAAAGUGCUCCAUUUAAUACAAUAUUCACAAAUGAUAAUGUUUAUAAUGUUGUAGGUGUACCUGAAGUUAUAGCAUAAAGCCUAGUAUAACCUUUGGAACCAAGAAGAGGUAUUUAAAGUUUGAGAGGAACUUAAAGAGGAUAUAUUCAUGAUUAUAGAGGUUUUGCUUAAGUAUUUUAAGAACCAAAUUUCUAUGUUAAAGAUUCUAGAGAUGUGGGUUAGUAAGGUUUUGGAUGGGUUCAUCCAGAAUAUAGAAGUAUGACUCCGCCUGGAAUAUUAAAUGAAUAGAGGAGUGGAAUUCCAGAGGCAAUAUUUCAUAAAAGAAAUUAAUGGAGAGAAGGAAGAAGAGAUUUUGGAUAUAGAGUAUUUCCAAUAAGAGAUUAUUAAAAAAUGUCAAGACUAGUAGAUUAUGGUGGAGCGCCUAUAAUAUUGAAUGAGAGAAAUAUAUUUCCUUAAGAUUAUGGAGGAGCAGCGUAUUUGAAUUCUGAGAGAUUGAGAUAUGAACCUUAAUUUGAUUAUGAAAUGCAUAGGGAUCCAAGAGCUGUACCAAUACCCGAUUAUUAUGUGCCAGAGUAUGGUAGGAAUAGUGGAAUAUGGAGAGAGAGGGAAUUUAAGGAUGGAAUGAAUUAGGGUAAUUAAAAAGAUUGGGUUUAUCCUUCUUCUUAUGGGAAAAUAGGAUAGUAGAUGUAAAGAGAAGGGAUAUAAGAUUAUUAGAGUUAGGAGGGAAGAAGAUAUUGAUAAGAGUAGAAGAUAAAAUAGGAU